AUCAAUUCUCAGAGGCCAGGAGGAGUUGCUGUGACGCAGGCGGCUGGGUUCAGCCCCAACGUUCAGCUGCUUCUGAAUGACUGGAGAUCCACGCAGCUCGAAUCAGCACCAGGCAGGCGGCGGAGCUGAGCUACUCCGGUAGGAUUGCAUGACAACGACUGAAAUCUGCUGGCAGAUGUAAAAGAUCCUGUGGUCCCAGUUUGAAGAAGAACAGGGGAAUUCUUCCUGGCGUCCUGGGCCAAUAUUUGUUCUUCAGUUGUCUUAGCUAAAAAUCUAUUGAAAAUGACGAAAGAAAAUGUGAUGGAUGUUGCUUCAGAGGAAGAGCACAAAGAGCCCCAGGAGCAUCAGCCGGCAGAGUUCCAGAGUCCAGUUCUAGAGAGACGCAAAAAGCCUGUUAUUCACCCAUCUGCCCCAGCCCCACUGCCGAAGGAUUAUGCCUUUACGUUCUUCGAUCCAAAUGACCCGGCCUGUCAAGAAAUCCUGUUUGACCCCCAGACCACCAUUGCUGAGCUCUUUGCUAUCAUCAGACAGUGGGUCCCUCAGGUGCAGCAUAGGAUCGAUGUCAUUGGAAAUGAGAUUCUCAAGCGAGGUUGCCACGUGAAUGAUAGGGAUGGACUGACCGAUAUGACCUUGUUGCACUACGCGUGCAAGGCAGGAGCGCACGGGGUUGGGGAUCCCGUGGCUGCUGUGCGCCUGUGUGACCAGCUGAUUUCUCUGGGAGCUGAUGUGGGACUCCGCAGUCGUUGGACCAACAUGAAUGCCCUUCACUACGCUGCUUAUUUUGAUGUCCCAGAGAUAGCCCGGAUCCUCCUGAAGGCUCACAAAUCGAAAGUGCUGAAUUCCACCUGCAGUGACUUCAACCACGGCACAGCCCUGCACAUUGCAGCUUCAAACCUCUGCCUGGGAGCUGUGAAGUGUCUCCUUGAGCAUGGGGCUAAUCCAGCAGUCAGGAAUCGAAAAGGACAAGUACCCGCGGAUGUGGUCCCAGAUCCGAUGGAUAUGACUCUGGACAAAGCUGAGGCAGCGAUGGUUGCUAAGGAACUAAAGCAGCUGCUGCUCGAUGCAGUACCUCUGAGCUGUAACCUUCCCAAGGUCACCUUGCCAAACUAUGACAACAUCCCAGGCAACCUGAUGCUCACUUCACUGGGUCUCAAACUAGGGGACCGCGUUGUCGUAGAUACAGAUAAGGUUGGAACGCUGCGAUUCUGUGGCACCACUGAGUUUGCCAGUGGACAGUGGGUUGGCGUCGAGCUAGAUGAGCCCGAAGGGAAGAAUGAUGGCAGCGUUGGAGGGAUAAGCUAUUUCAUUUGCCCUCCGAAACAUGGUUAUUUUUCUCCAGUGUCUAAAAUCAGUAAAGUUCUCGAUCAGACCCCAUCUUCUGUAACCUCGACACCUAAAACACCCAGAAUGGAUUUCUCUCGAAUGACUGGGAAGAUGAAGAAAGAUAAGAAAGCCAUGAGAAGGAAGUCCCUGUCUGUGGGAAGCCUUGAUCGAGAAGGUGCGAAGAUUGAGAUUGGAGACCAAGUGUUGGUUGCGGGUCAGAAACCAGGAACAAUUCGGUACUAUGGUAAAACGGAUUUUGCUCCAGGGUAUUGGUACGGUAUUGAGCUGGACAAGGCGACUGGGAAGCACGAUGGCUCAGUGUUUGGUGUCCGAUACUACACCUGCUCUCCAAAAUACGGGGUAUUUGCUCCUCCUUCCAGGGUGCAGAGGAUUGCUGGGCCCAAAGGACCCCCGGCUGAUGGGACCAUUGGCAAAAAAAUUCACCAAGUAACAAUGACUCAACCCAAGAGAAAUUUAGCAGCUGUGAGGACUCCCAAAGACAUUGCAUCAGAGAGUUCCAUAUCCAGAUUACUCUUCUGCUGUUGGUUCCCCUGGAUGCUGAGAGCAGAAAUGCAGUCGUAAAAAAAACCUUCUCACCCUCCUCCUUGGACUCUACUCUUCCUCCUCAACUUGGUUCUUUAUUUGUGCUUUGGAGAAAGACUGCCGAUCACAAUCUUAGAUACUUAGUUCAGCCAGAUGCAGUCAUAGUUGAUUCUAGUGCCUUGUACCUUGAUUAAAUAUCCCUGCAUUCCACAGUAAUUGAAAUAGAUGAGAUGACCUUUCCUUUGAUACUGAUUGAAAGAUAAAUAUAUAUAUAUAAAAAUAUAUAUAAAUUAACGUGAAGAUGGUUUGUGAUUCCUGUCUAUUUGAUUGAUAAAAGCCAAGGUUGUGUUUACUGUCAAAAUAAUGGCCUAUACCAUGGUACUGAGAAUCUGAGAACUUCCCUGUGUGGUGAAAUUUAUGUCAUGUUGGUGUUUCAACUGUUUUGCUAUAUCUUGGAGCGUUAAGGGAAGUGAAUUGUAUUUGGGAUUCCAUGAGACUGCUCAGGAAGAAUGAGUUAUUGAGUGCUUCAGUUAAUGCCUGAUGGGAAUAAAUACAUAAAAUGCUGUUCAAAUAAAAACCAAAAAUAAAGUUCAGGAAGGAUUAACAUCUGCACUACUGUUUAGAGGGGCUUGAGAAGGUACGAUGAAUUUUUAUUACAACUUGUCAAUAAUUCAUUUUUCAUUUUCUCAUCUCCCCAUCUCUCGAAGUCUGGUUUAACAGGGAAGCCUCAACAUUGAGUGGGGACGGGCUAUUUAACUACCAGAGGCAUCACAACUUAAGUUAGAUCUUGCUCAAGUCCCCCAUUGUGCUGUUUUAGGUAAGUAUCAUGUAAUAUUAGUGAGCGGCAAUGCAUCUACCCCAUCUCCAUCAACACCCACCCUUCCCACCUCCCUCGCUUUCCCCACAGGCAUUGGAGCUGGGAAGAAUGAGUGCUCUCAAACUGAGCCCUGAAUGAGGACAGCCAACUUGGCAAGACCUGGGAGCAAAGGACUGCUGGAAUCUGGGAUCUUCCUGUGCUUCACAGGAAACAUUUCAUUUCUUCUUUUAUCUUGAAUAUUUGAAAUUGGAUGAAGAUUAAUUGGAGACUUCACUUGAAGUUAUCCAUCUUCUAUUUGGCUGAAAGCAUUACUGUCUCAUUAUUAUUCAGACUGAAUGCCAUCAGAUGCCAGCAUUGUUUAAUUUGCACUAAUCUUUUCAGGCCCUAAAUCCAAUUUAUAUUUUCCAGCCAUCUCGGAGUAGAAUCUGAUUUACAGCAUAUUUCUUUGUGGGAGGGGUGUUAUCUGUUAUUUCAAGAUGAAUUUCAUCUCUUUAUUUCCAACUUUUCCACCUCAUGUUCAGCUUUCAACCAAUAGAUGCUGGCACUAUUUGUGAAAUGGGUUUGUCGGUCUCAGUUUAGGUCUCAGAGUGAAGUAUUUCAAGCAAGAACUGCUCCAGGCUUGGUACUGAGCUGUUAGAGGACUGGCUAGAGAAUGGCCAGUACAAUGAGUGUCCUUCUGAAGUUGGAAUGAGGUACAUUGUUGGACAAGAGGGAGCUGCAUGCUGUAUCUUAUCCAUGAUCCUCCCCAACCUGUUUGCACUUGCUGCUGAUACAGAGGUAGUUACUCAAUCCACAACACAAGGUUUCCUCACCUCGAUUGGAACAAUAGGUUAUAGCUGAUUCAAGGUAUUCGGAAAAGGGAAAAUCACUACAUCAUCAGGCAGGAGAUCUUCCUUCCUCUGCUGACCACAUAACCCAGCAGCAUCCUGCUCUGAUUUGGGAUUGUUGUCUGUCAGGAGAAAUUCAUUGGAAUGUUCUACUUUGGAUAACCAGGUUUUAGCUUAUAAGUGAAUGUAGGGUCCCGAUUUCUGGUUAACCAAGAACACUAAACGUCAAAGUCUCCAAAUGCAACUUCAGAAAACAUCUGGUGUAACGUCCUCUGUAAGUUUGACAGUGAGCAAAAAGCAUGUGUAUCAGAAAAUAUAAAACGAAAGAUCUGGGAGAACAAAGGUAACCUCUAGCUGUUGCCUCGUUUGUAGUCAGGCCUGACUCCGAUGUUUAGGUGAGACAGCCAAACAUUUUGGAAGUUGGAAACCAGACAUCUAAAAUCUUUAAGUGUGUGUGUUUUUUCUUAAAAGGUUGCCUCAUAUCAUUUCUAAACCUUGUCAUGUGGGAGCUUUUGCCAAACAAACUUUUAAAGAUAUUUCACCUACAGCAAGAUGGUAUUGAUUUCUGGGUGCCAGUGACUAACUGCGAUCUUAGAAAAAAAGUCGUUGAGAUCCAGGAAUCUUGCAUAAUAGAACCUGAAAUUGACAUUUCAAUUACACUGAAGCCGAGGGCCUCAUUUAAAGUUUAGUGAGUUUUCUCUAUAAUGGCCUCUUGUGAUUUAUUUCCAUGUUUUCACUGAAUCACAAGAAGCAAUCAUCAAUGAAAUUCCUCCAAAUCAGAGAUGGGUUUCUGCACUUCAUCAUCAGCAGUGAGGAGGUGAGGGCCCCAAGCACUGGUCUCCCUCAACCCAGUCAUGCUCCUCUCCUUUAUCCUGCUCCAUGUUUAGUUUUAAAUUUAUCAAAAGGCAGUGAUCAUACAGCUAAAGAGCAAAGCUGCUGUGAAUGUGAAGUGGGAGCUGGAAACACAAGCCACCUUCUCCCUGAAAUUGUUACUUUAAUGUACGAAUCACCGUAAAAAAGAAGUCUUGUAUUAACAUCUGCGAGAGAGUGAGUGUUUCUUGGUAAAUUUGGCAGCUACAGGAUUGCAAUCUCUUUUAAAGAAAAGAAAGUAAUGUGGAAAGAUGGAAGGUGAAACAAACGGAACGAGCUGAGCAACCAAACAGAUGCGUAGCGAGAAACAUUGGAAAUUCCUGAUGUUUUUGGUUAAAUGUGCUUUAAGUACAUUGAGCUUGGUGUUAAAAGUCUUUUGUAACAUGAUUGCUCGAUUUAUUCCUCUAAAAUAUGCUGAAAAUUGUAUUUUUUUUUCCUCUCCUUGAUUCUAAUGUUAAUUAACAUAAAUUUUGAGGAAUUUGUCUUGUCCCUGAGAAUAAUGAUCUUGAAAAUGUGCUCAUGUUCACAAUAAGCUCUCCCUUCUCUAAUUGCCCCUCUCCUUACUUCGCCCUCCUCACUGCAUUAUCUUUCUUUCCCUUUCCUUUGCCUUUCCUGCCCCCUUUUUGCACCUGAGCCUCCCUGCUCUCUUUCCUGUACCUAGUUUUCUCCCCUCAUGAUUCCCCCCUUCCAUUUUCAAAGUUGUCGCAAAUAACUUCAGUUUUAUAGCAAAACCACAGAUCACAUUGAAACAUAUAAAAUUCAGGCAGGACUGAAUGAACUGGAUGUAGGAACGAUGUUUCACCUGACCAUGGAUGGAAGAGUUAGAGCAAGGGUUACUUUUUUGAGAUGUAGAGUAGGCCGAUUCAGGACUGAAAACAAGUGGUGAAUCUGUGGAAUUCUCCAGCAUAGAAGGUGGUGAAGGCUAACUCACUGACUGCUGUACAUUAAAUACAUAAGGAGUAUGGGUAGAGAGCAGGAGUAUGAAGUUGAGAUGGAAGAUCAGCCACCUGAUUUAUUGAAUAAGUGAAACAGGUUCGAAGGGGUGAAUAGCCAGCUCCUCCUCCUGUGCUGCUAUGAGUCUAAUCUCUGGAAGUUCUCCAGUGAAGUCAAACCAUAUUAAAAGAUACAGUGUUCACAUGUGGCUGUGCAUUAAGGGAAUCAGUGUUGUCUGGUUAAUUAUUCCAGCUAUGUGCUUUCACUCAUGAUGUUACCCCUUGAUAAUAAUUUGAAAUAUAAUUUUAUAAUUAUUACUGAUAUUACCUCAGCUAAGUCAUUAAUACUGAUUUUAUCAUUUAUCUUGGUGUCAUUAUAGAGCUUGCUGUGUGCUAAUUGGCUGUUCCGUUACAUUCAUACUUACACUUAACAUUGGCUAUAAAAAUGUCAUGUGGAGCUGGAGGAAUGCAGUGGGCCAGGCAGGCUGUGUUAUCUCUGAUUCCAGCAUCUGCAAUUCUUGCAAUCUCUGUUAAAAAUGUUGUCCCCUGUUUCCUCCCUUCAGACACACCCCUCCAACCACUUUUCUCAUGAAAAGCUAGGCAAUGAGCGGGAAGGCUGUUUGGUUAAGGGAGGCACUGCAGCAAGACCAGAUUCUGCCACAGUUCCCAUGUUCACCGCUCACGAGCAAAAGAAACAGGCUUAGUGCAAGUUUCUAAUCUUUGUCAAGUCUCAAAUUGCUUAACUCAAAACCCCACAAGUUUCCUACAGUCAGCCUCAAUGUUGCAUUGCUCCUCUGUAUCCACCAGGGGAAGUCUAGUAGCAUUCCUGACUAAUCUCUGUUGGUUAAUUAAUUAACUUUUCACUCCAUCUUUAUGAAACUUAUAAAAUUGAUUCAGCCUAGAGAAAAUCUUGUGUAAGCUCAUGUAAUCAUAUUAGUGGAAGUUAUGGAGUAUUAAAAUACAAUCAGAAUUACUUUGUUCAUACUUUUUUGUCCAUCCACAGUUAACACAAAAUAACACCUAUCUGCAUUUACAUAGCACCUUUAAGGAUGAAAAAUAUCCAAACGCAUUUCAUCAGAAUUAUCAGCAUUUAAAAUUUUAUAUCAAGCUACAACAAGGAGGAAUUCUAACAUCCUUAGUCAAAGAGGUCAAUUUUAAAGAACAUCUUCAGGGAGGAGAGAGUGAGUUUAGAAACAGAAUUCCAGAGCUUACAGUCCAGAUAACUAAAGGCAUGGUCACCAAUAGUAGGGCUGGAAGUAAGAAUGCAUAAUCCAAGUUCGUGCAAGUGUCUGACUGGUCACAUAUUGCAACAACAACGGAUUUCUCGGUAACAAAUAAAGUGCUCUACACAGAGCUGACAUAACCCAAAAAAUGAUGUAGGCAUUAUUAGUAAGGCCAGCAUUUGUUGUCCAUUCCUAAUUGCCCUUGAGAAGGUGGUGGUGAGCUGUUACCUUGAACUGCUGCUGUCACUGUGCUGUUGGUAGGCUGUUCGGAAUGGAGUUUGAGUUUUGACCUGAGACCAGUUGAAGGAACAGCAAUAUAUUUCCAAGUCAGAAUGGUGUGUGACUUGGAGGGGAACUUGCAGGGGAUGGUGUCCUUAUGCAUCUACUGCCCAUGUUCUUCUAGGUUGUAGAGGUCACAGGUUUAGAAGGUGCUGUAAAGGAGCUUACUGAGUUAGUGCAAUAUGUCUUGUAAGUGGUAAUCAAAUGGGCUCCUUUGUGUUGAAUUAUGUAGAGUUUCUGAAUGUUUUGGACAUCUGGCAAGUAGAGAUUAUUCAGGUUUGUGUCUUUUGAUGGUAAAUAGACAAUAGGGAGUCUGGAGGUUAGAAUUGUCCACAUCUGCCCUGCUCUUGUGGCCACAGUAUUCUGUUUCUGGUCAGUAGUAAACCCCAGAAUGUUGAUGGUGCGGUAUUUGACAAUGGUAAUUAUCAAGGGGAAUAAUCCUCACUUGUUGGAGACAAAUAUUGCCUGACACUUAUCUCGCUUGAAUGUCACUUGUCAAAUCAGGCUUGGCUAUUGACUAGGUUUUGCUGCAUAUGAUUAUAGCAGAGCUGAUUAGCAGGGUCAAAGGUGUUUGAACAUUUUUAGAGCAGACAAUUUUAAAUGAGUUGUUUGGAAAUAUCACUAACAAAUUCAGUUGCUUGUCUAUUUUAAUAAAAGCUAAUUUUGUCCUCACCAUUGUGUUGCAUAAUUUGAAGAUACUUAUGUAAAUCCAAAUUGUUCUGUAUCACAUCUUUUCCCCAGUCUUGCUAUCCCCCAAUACUAGCCCAUUACCUAUCCCUUGUCUACACAUCUGUCCCUAUCCAGCUGUAAUAAAUCCCAAUCUAUCUUACACUAUACCCCAUCGGUCCUCUCCAAUCCCGUCAAGUUUUCAGAAAACUGACCCCAUUCCUUGCAAAUGUGACAUGCUCACAUUAUCUGAGCUGCGUUUUUGAAGUUCACAUCAGAAUUUCUGGUUACCCAAGUAUAAUACGAGCUUGUUAAGAAUUCACAGGGGUGCUGUUUCCAAGAGGUGUUUCCUGAUGUGAUGCUGUUCCAGUUUUGCCAAAACUGGAAAUCCUUGCCAUGUUAGCAUGAAAUGGCUAUAAAUUUGCAGCAUGUCAGUCAGCCAGUCCAUUGCUUUCAAUUUCACUGGAGACUUUAAAGUGACCAGACAGUGGGUUGUCAUUUACUUACUAGGCCCAGGCACAGUAGUCACUGAUUUUUACUUGAAAGGGAAUGUUUUUUGAGCUAUAUAGGGAAAGAAAAUUCAAGGAGGAGUGGGAUUAAUUAGACACAUCUUUCAAAGUGCUAGCACAAAUGUGAAUGAUCUUCUGUGCAUUAAGAUUCUUUGUUUCUGAGCUCUUCUCUUAUAUACCUUUCUCAAAAGAGCAUUCUUCAUAUGGGAGCUAGUCAGUGAAUUACUCCAGUUACUCCACCUGGGGAUCAGGGGAUAAAUCCCAGCUAUCCAUGAGACUGCUGACUAAUGCUCAUAUAAGCACAUUUUCAGAUGGAGUUGGUGGCUACUGAUCAUGUUUUAUCCACUCUGUUUCUCAUUGCAAGGGGACACUGAAGCUGAUUAUAACAGGUUAAACAUUGGCCUGGCUGAGAUCAGCUUCCUGGAUACAAGGCUGGGAAGCAAACCUGUGAGCUUGCAGACUGGUAUAACUUGGUGAAUCACCAAGUGAGAAAGUAGCCACCACCCUGCUCGGUGGGACAUACGCUUUAUAAUUCUCUCUUUGAAUGGUGUUCUUGCAGUUUCUAUAUGUAAAGCAUUAAGAUGCCCAUGCAAACCAGAUGGGUAUUUGAAGGCAGGUAAGGGUGGCUGUUCUUGCAGACCAAAAGAGAAAAGUUUUCCCUUUUUUAUUUCAUUGCUCGUUAUUAUUUCUUGGAGUUUUUCUGCUUCUAUUGUAUUAACUUCAAGUCCGCAGACCUGUGAGUUACUGCAUGUUCCUGCCUAACUGAUGCGUAUUCUCUUUCUGUGGAGACCAAGUAUUUCUGAAUGAUCUGUUGCUCCGGGCAUGUAUUUAUGAUGUUGCUUAAAUAAACAUAUUUCUAUGUGCAUUUUACCAUGAAUGGCCAUGAUGAUGUUUUGUAAUUCAAGAUGCCAAUUCCCCACCACCUUCACAGAGGACCUGUACUUUAAAUCCUUGAAAUCCUUUCCAAUGCUUUGAUGGAAGAUCAUUGCUUGGGAUGAUGCAUAUGUUCACAAUAAUUAUCAAUAACUCCAAUAAAGAGCUUGUUAUUUGAAUCAGUUUGAAUUUUUUCCACCAGGCUCGUCUUCUAUCCGGAAGCCUCCUGACUUAAGUGCCAUGAGUGGAAAUAUACUUUGGGCUUACCUUUUUCAUUUGCUACUUUCUUCUGCUCAUUUGCGACUCAAGCUCUUUUGAAAACUUUUGAUGUAGUUAAUACACAAGCUCCUAGAGUGGACACUCUUGUUGAAAUACAUUUAGGUGACAGUAAUUCCAGGUAUUUGUGAACCAUACAAGGUUAUUUUCCACAGGCAGCAGAAGGACACCUGGUUGGAUGAGAUGGAGGGGUGAGGUAGCGAAUGGGGUGGUCGAGAGUGAAGAUAUGCAAAAUGUUAAAGACUGACUUUACAAAGAUACUGUGGAGAAAUCAGACGAAUGGCAAAACCUGUAAGAUAGUAAACUAACAAUAACUUUCACUUGUGUAGCAUUUUUAAUGUGAUAUAAUUUCCCAAGGUGCUUAAUAGGAAUAUCAUCAAACAAAAACUUUGAUACAAUGACAAAAAGAGUUACUAUGAUAGAUGACCAAAAAGAUUGAUCAAAGACGGUGAUUGUAAGGAAUAUCUUAAAAGAAUAGAGAAAUAUGAAGAUAUUUAGGAACAAAUUUAAGGCAUUGAGAAAACUAUUAGUAUAUACGGUCCCUUCGCAGGGUAGGGUGGUAUUAAUAUCCAAAUUCAGAAUGUGUCACCAAAAUUAUUGGGUUUAUUUUCCAUUAGAAAACCAUGGGGGUAAAAUUUCUUCAGGUGGCAGUUGUUACGAAGUUGGGUAGAGUAUUUGUGAAUUGGAGGGCAGGAAGCUAAAAUGUGUGGUUAUUUUGAGAGUUGAAAUGCUUUUAAGCGUAGAGUUAAACAGAAGGUGUCUGUAAGCAGCUGGGAAAUAGUACAGACAGUUCUAAAAUUGUAACAUGCAUCCAUUAGCUGUGUGAAUAGAAACCCUCAGGCUUGUUUUGAAGACAAGUUUGAAUUUAAAACAAGCACCUAGAUACCAAAAGCCAAUCGACCUUAAAUCUGAUGGUGUUGACAACCUGA
Stegostoma tigrinum is the source of this 10067-nucleotide messenger RNA. RefSeq names its product CAP-GLY domain containing linker protein 3 (gene clip3). Lineage: Eukaryota; Metazoa; Chordata; Chondrichthyes; Orectolobiformes; Stegostomatidae. The transcript has 15 exons. Bases 283 to 1905 code for a protein of 540 amino acids. The record is from RefSeq and is a predicted model, not a curated record. Gene Ontology annotation, cellular component: nucleus; cytoplasm; microtubule plus-end. Gene Ontology annotation, molecular function: microtubule plus-end binding. Gene Ontology annotation, biological process: cytoplasmic microtubule organization.